AUGAAUCUUAAUGAAGAUAAAGGUAGCCAAUGGUCACAGAGAAAGCCAACAUUUUGGAAGACUUUCAGAUCUCUUCUCAGAAGAUCUUUGCUCAUGAAGAUCAGAGAUUGGAGUUCUGUUGUUGCCGAAAUCAUCUCGCUCUUGAUUAUCAUUUCCAUGGUAUUAUUCUCCAAAAUGGGAAAUUCUCCAAACGAAGAGAUCAAGAACCCAUCUGUUCAGACGAAAGAUCAAAUGUUUGGAUCUACACUUGUUCAAUACAUGAGAGUUUAUACUCUUGGCGAUGGCGGAAACUUUGUCGCAGCACCAAACAAAGAUGAGACGAAGACGAUGAUCAAAGAUUUCUGGAGUAACAAAACAAUUCCAGUUUACGACACUAAAGCUGGCAAAGUUUCAGAAAUGGUGAACUUAUCAGAAAGAUUCGAAUACCUCUCAACGCUCGAUGACUUCCCAGAUAACUUCCAGUCCACAGAAAAAUCAUCCAUCGGUAUUUUCCUUGCUAACUCAGGCGAAGAAGGCUACUACAGGAACAUAACAGCAAACGUUGCAAGCAACAACGAGCAAGCAAAUAUGUUCACCAGUAUGACAGACAUGGUUGCCGGCUUUUCUUACGCGAUGACAGGUGAAUCACUCGCAGAAGCUUUCACAGCAGUCAAUGCUAAGCUCCAGGCAUACAUAGACUCACCUCCAGCUGACCAGGCUGAGCUCAAGCAAAAUCUCACCAACGAGCUCCUCUCAGUUUCAGCUGAAGGAUAUAGCAGUCCAAAUAUCAACGGCUUAGUUAUGUCAAGACCAGAAACAACAACAUCUCUCCCACUCAACCUCGCUAUGGCUUUCCACUCAACAAUUCCAUGCGUCAUCGCAGCAAUGCCUGACUUGUCACUCAUCCUUGAAGAUAAGGAGUCUCACAUGAUGACAUUCAUCUUCCUUAUGGGUGCCAGUGAGACAGCAUAUUACUUAGUUGCUAUACUCACAACAUUCCUCACAUGCAUCAUUCCUUACAUCGUUAUCAGUAUCAUUUUCUCAGGUGUCGCAGUCAUGAAGGGAACAAACUUCUUCCUCAUAUUCAUCCUCUCAAUCCUCUUUGUCAUAUCUUACAUCCAGUUCCAGAACUUCUUGAGCACAUUCUUCAAGAAGAAAGGAAACGGUAGAGUCAUUACUGUUGUUUUCCUCAUUCUCAUCAUUUUCUUUGCAUACCUCAACAACUCAUUCACUAUGAAGGCAGCUGAUCCAGUCAAGCACGUAUUCUCUCUCAUUCCAUUCGUCACAUGGGAGCUUGCAGUCGAUGUCAUGUUCGAAGAAGUCAGAAACAGCAGACCACCACUCGGCUGGGGCGAUGUCGGCAGAAAUUACUUGACAUAUCCACUCUGGUAUGCUUUCAUGUGGUUCAUUCUCGAUACAUUUAUCUGGGGUGGCUUAUUCAUUUUGUUCAACUCCACAAUGAACAGUGGAUUCGGCGCACCUCCACUCAGAUGGUCAGACAUCUUCCACUGUCACUUCAAGGGCAAGGAAGAGAUCAAACUCGAGGAUAUCAAUGACAACAACUCUCUCAUCAAGGUAGACAGCCUCACUAAGAUAUACCCAACACAGAAGAACAAGAACAAACCAGCUAUCGACGAUGUAUCAUUCGACAUCAAGAAGGGCGAAAUCAUUGUCAUGAUUGGUCCAAACGGUGCCGGUAAGUCAUCCAUCAUCAAUGUUGUUUCAGGUGCACUUCCUGCAACAAAGGGUACUAUGUCUCUUGGUGGUCAAGAAGCAACAGACAGAUUCGGCGGUAUCCAGAACUGUCUCGGUAUUGUGUUCCAGGAGAACGUAAUUUACAGACUUCUCAGCAUCAGAGAGCAUCUUGAGAUCUUUGGACGUAUCAGAGGUAUUGAUGAAUUCACACUCCAAAACUCUAUCGAUUUCUUCGCAGACAACCUUCAACUUCGCGAAAUGCUUCCAAACAGAGCUGGUGACUUAUCUGGUGGUCAGAAGAGAAAACUCUGCAUUGCACUUUCACUCCUCGGUAACCCACCAAUUAUCAUGAUGGAUGAGCCAACAGCAGGUGUCGAUGUUCAGGCCAGACAGCUUAUUUGGAAGACAAUUUCUACCCUCAAGGAAAGCACAUGCAUCAUCACAACACAUGCACUUGAAGAGGCAGAAGCAGUUUCAUCAAGAAUGUUUGUCAUCUCAGGUGGUAAGAUACCAUUCAGUGGCACAUCAACAGAACUCAGAAGCAAGUUCAAAUGCGGAUAUCUCCUCAGACUAGACUGUGAACCAGAGAACAUGAGCAAAAUCUUGAAGGCAUGCGUUCAUCAAAGAAGCGACAAUAAUGGAAGAACGUGA
Messenger RNA from Trichomonas vaginalis G3, 2325 nucleotides. Its product is annotated as ATPase activity, coupled to transmembrane movement of substances. Gene Ontology annotation, biological process: transmembrane transport; lipid transport. The transcript has a single exon. Gene Ontology annotation, molecular function: ATP hydrolysis activity; lipid carrier activity; ABC-type transporter activity. The record is from RefSeq and is a predicted model, not a curated record. Bases 1 to 2325 code for a protein of 774 amino acids. Gene Ontology annotation, cellular component: membrane; intracellular membrane-bounded organelle. Lineage: Eukaryota; Parabasalia; Trichomonadida; Trichomonadidae.